Molecule: messenger RNA, 1062 nt
Organism: Saprolegnia diclina VS20
Lineage: Eukaryota; Oomycota; Saprolegniomycetes; Saprolegniales; Saprolegniaceae
Product: CMGC/CDK protein kinase
Exons: 2
Coding region: 1-1062 (353 amino acids)
Biological process (GO): G1/S transition of mitotic cell cycle; regulation of gene expression; signal transduction
Cellular component (GO): cytoplasm; nucleus; cyclin-dependent protein kinase holoenzyme complex
Molecular function (GO): cyclin binding; cyclin-dependent protein serine/threonine kinase activity; ATP binding
Source: RefSeq, a predicted model, not a curated record
AUGGGCGAGUUCGACUCGGACUCGGAGGACGAGCGCAUCGUCGUCGGCAAGUACGAGCUCGGCGAAGAGAUCGGACGCGGGACGUACGGCAAGGUCUACGCAGCGACGCACGUCGAGACGCGCGAGAAGGUCGCGGUGAAGCGACUCUUUGGCUCACCAACCACGUCGUCCCAUGACGACGAGCCGACGAUUAUGGCACGGCUGACGACGGCGCGCCACGUGCUGCAGAUCAAGGAAGUGGUGCGCCAGGCGCACCGUGGCGAGGAGGCUACGUUCCUUGUCUUUGAAUACAUGGAGAGCGACCUCGAGUCGGUGAUCAAGGCCACGGACGAUCUGCCGCAGCUCUCGACGGCCACGAUCAAGAGCUACAUGUACAUGGUGCUGCAAGGCCUCGCCGAGUGCCAUAAGCGCCACGUCAUCCAUCGCGACAUCAAGCCCAACAACGUCUUGCUGUCGCCCACCGGGAAUGUCAUGCUCGCCGACUUUGGCAUGGCCAUUUACGCCCCGGACGCGUCGCUCGAGAAGAGCUUUCAGGUCGUCACGCGCGCGUACCGGCCGCCCGAGCUGCUCUUUGGCCUCAAAACGUACACGGAUGCUGUCGAUAUGUGGUCGGCGGGCUGCGUCUUUGCCGAGCUCGUCUUGCGCCGCGUCUGGCUCGACGGUGCGUCCGACAUUGACCAGCUCAGUCUCAUGUUCAAGGCGCUCGGCAAUCCCAUCGAAAACAAGUGGACUGCGGCGACCUCGCUACCGUUCUACCUCGAAUUUGCACCGACGUCGCCGCCGUCGCUCGCUGCCCAGUUUCCGUCGCUGUCUUCCGCGGGCGUCGACCUCCUUACGCAGCUCGUGACGCUCGACCCGACGCGGCGUAUCUCGGCGUCGGCUGCGCUGGCGCACGCUUACUUUACCGAGGCACCGCUGCCGCUCGAUGCCAACUUGCUCCCGCUCGUGACACCGCCCGAGCGCGCCAACCGCAAGCGGCGUGCGACGUCGUUUGUCGAAGACGAGGUCACGGACGCCGCGACGCCCCGGGGCACCGCGGCCAAGGGACGCCGCCUCUUUUGA